AUGGCCGACGCCACACCAGCAGCACCCGUCGUCUUCAAAAAGCGAGCAGGACGAGCCAACCUCAAAAAACGCGCCGCAACCCCUCCCUCAGCCUCGGAUUCUGACUACAGCAGCUCAGAAGACGAGAGCGGCGCACGUGUAAAACGCCGUCGCAAAGGCGGCAUCACUUCUUCCACCUCAGCAAUUAGCAAACCCACUCGUGAUCUAGGCAAAACCACACAAUUUGCUGGUGAUCGCAGUGCUGCGAUUACAGACUUGAACGAUGCGACAAAGACGAGUAAUUGGGUUCAUGCUGAUGAAAGUGCCAAAACUGGACAACAGCAAGAAGAGAAUGUAGAAAAAGAUGGCACAUACAAGGGCGCAAAAGGAUAUGGAAACUUUAUACAAAAGAAUCCUGAUAAAAAGAGUGUUGGACCAGUCAAGGCACCGUCGAAUAUGCGUAUGAUCACACUCGUCGACUUUGCACCUGAUGUCUGCAAGGACUACAAGCAAACUGGAUUCUGUGGUUUCGGCGACAGUUGUAAAUUCCUCCACGCCAGAGAAGACUACAAACAAGGCUGGCAACUCGACAAAGAAUGGGAAAAAGCAGGAAAGUCAAAAGCAAAAGCCACGACAGUCGCUUCAGCAAACCGCUCAGCAACAGACCAAGCCGACGACUCCGACGACGACGAAGAAGCUAAAGAGUUGGAAAAGAUCCCUUUUGCGUGCAUUAUCUGCAAGGAACCUUAUAAAAGUCCUGUGGUUACAAAAUGCGGCCAUUACUUUUGUGAGGCUUGUGCGUUGAAGAGGCAUAAGAGUAAAGGUGGUAAGCAGUGUGCAAAUUGCGGUGCGGAUACAGGUGGUACUUUCAAUGUGGCCAAGAACUUGAGGAAGUUGUUGGAUAAAAAGCGGGAGAGGAUUCGCAAGAGGAAGGAGAAGGCCAGGGAGAAUGGAGAGGAAGUGAGCAGUGAUGAGGAAAAGUGA
Molecule: messenger RNA, 963 nt
Organism: Aureobasidium melanogenum CBS 110374
Lineage: Eukaryota; Fungi; Ascomycota; Dothideomycetes; Dothideales; Saccotheciaceae
Exons: 2
Coding region: 1-963 (320 amino acids)
Biological process (GO): snoRNA splicing
Cellular component (GO): U2-type spliceosomal complex
Molecular function (GO): metal ion binding
Source: RefSeq, a predicted model, not a curated record